UUGGCACUUGCCCGACAGGCCGACUCCCUCUUCCUCCGGUCCUCUUCCCGGGCCGCUAGAGUGCGCAACUGGACCCUGCCCGGUUGCUUUAGGCCGGCCUCUGCGUUUGCGCAGUGCGCGUGAGACCGAGGCAGCCGCGGCCCAGGCUUGGGAAAGUAGAGAGGCGGCGGCGCCUGCUGCGGCUUGCGGCGGGGCCGGCGGCUUGGAAGACGCGGAUGUGACCGCGGUUGGCCGGGCCUGCGGGCAGGGCCGGGGAAGCAGUUUGGAACAGCUCGGUGCCCCUCCCCCUCCCCCGUCAUCCCAUCCCAAGGCGCGGGAGGAAGAAGAGGGGCUAUGCAGCCGCCUCAGCCGCCCCCCUACGAGUUCCUCAGCGAGGAGAACGGGCAGAAAUGGCGGGGGCUCCUCGUGCCGGCCCUGCGUAAGGUUCAGCAGCAAGUCCAUCCCAACCUUUCAGCCAAGGAAGAUUCCCUCUUUUACAUCGAGGAACUAAUUCUUCAACUGCUAAAUAAGUUAUGCAUUGCACAGCCACGGACAUUUCAAGAUGUGGAGGAACGUGUUCAAAAGACAUUUCCUCAUCCAAUUGACAAGUGGGCAAUUGCAGAUGCACAGUCAGCUAUUGAGAAGCGAAAACGAAGAAAUCCUCUCCUGCUGCCGGUGGACAAAAUACAUCCUUUAUUAAAGGAGGUUCUUGGUUAUAAAAUAGAUUAUCACAUGUCUCUUUACAUUGUGGCUGUCCUGGAAUACAUCUCUGCUGAUAUCUUAAAAUUGGCUGGCAAUUAUGUUUUCAACAUACGACAUUUUGAGAUUUCCCAACAGGACAUUAAAGUAUCCAUGUGUGCUGAUAAGGUGUUAAUGGAUAUGUUUGAUCAAGAUGACAUUGGUUUGAUUUCCUUAUGUGAGGAAGAGCCUUCUUCUUCUGGUGAACUUAAUUACUAUGAUCUUGUCAGGACUGAAAUUGCAGAUGAAAGACAGUAUCUUCGGGAGCUGAAUUUGAUCAUAAAAGUAUUUCGAGAAGCUUUUCUAUCUAACAAAAAGCUGUUUAUGGCCAAUGAUAUUGACAUCAUAUUCAGCAACAUCACAGAUAUCCAUGAAUUGACAGUGAAGCUCUUGGGAUUAAUUGAGGACACAGUUGAAAUGACUGAUGAAAGUAGUCCUCAUCCCCUGGUUGGCAGUUGUUUUGAAGAUCUAGCAGAAGAACAAGCCUUUGACCCAUAUGAAACCUUAUCGCAGGAAAUCCUUUCACCACAAUAUCAAGAACAUUUUAAUAAUGUAAUGGCUAAACCUGCUGUGGCCUUACACUUCCAGUCAAUUGCUGAUGGCUUUAAAGAAGCAGUACAAUAUGUCCUACCACGCCUCAUGUUAGUUCCUGUUUAUCACUGUCUCCACUAUUUUGAAUUGCUACAGCAACUUCAAGAAUGCAGUGAAGAUGAAGAAGACUGUGAAUGUUUAAAACAAGCCAUCACAGCUCUCCUGAAUCUCCAAUGUAGUAUGGAACGCAUUUAUAACAAACAUUCACCUAGACGUCGGCCUGGGGAGCCUGUGUCUUGGUUCUACAACCGCCAAAUAAGAAGCAAGCAUCUAGCCAUUAAAAAAAUGAAUGAGAUCCAGAAAAACAUUGAUGGUUGGGAAGGCAAAGAUAUUGGUCAGUGUUGUAAUGAAUUCAUAAUGGAAGGCACACUGGCAAGAGUAGGAGCCAAGCAUGAACGACAUGUAUUUCUCUUUGAUGGUUUAAUGAUCAGCUGCAAAGCAAACCAUGGGCAGUCACGACUUCCAGGUUAUAGCAACGCAGAAUACCGACUCAAAGAAAAAAUUAUUAUGAGGAAAGUCCAUAUAGUUGAUAAAGAUGACACUUGUGAAUACAAAAAUGCCUUUGAGCUGGUGCCUAAGGAUGAGAACAGCUUUAUCUUUGCUGCCAAGUCUGCUGAAGAGAAGAGCAACUGGAUGGCAGCCCUGAUUUCCCUCCAGUAUCGUAGCACCCUGGACCGAAUGUUGGAUGCUGUAUUAUUGCAAGAAGAGAAUGAGCAGCCCCUGCGACUCCCCAGUCCAAGCAGCUAUCGUUUUGCAGUGGAAGACUCUGAGGAGAACAUGGUUUUUGAGGACAAUCUUCAGAGCAGGAAUGGGAUUCCAAUCAUCAAAGGUGGAACUGUGGUGAAACUAAUUGAAAGACUAACUUACCACAUGUAUGCAGAUCCUAAUUUUGUACGUACUUUCCUUACCACAUAUCGCUCCUUCUGUAAGCCGCAAGAGCUCCUAAGUUUGUUGAUAGAAAGAUUUGAAAUCCCUGAACCUGAACCAACCGAAGCCGAUAGGUUGGCAAUAGAGAAAGGAGAACAACCAAUCAGUGCAGACCUUAAACGAUUUCGCAAGGAAUAUGUCCAGCCAGUACAACUCAGGGUAUUAAAUGUGUUUCGGCACUGGGUAGAACAUCAUUUUUAUGACUUUGAGAGAGACCAAGAGUUACUCGAUAGACUGGAGACAUUUAUUUCCACUGUAAGAGGCAAAUCCAUGAAGAAGUGGGUGGAAUCCAUUGCAAAGAUUAUCAGGAGGAAAAAACAAGCUCAUGCAAAUGGCAUAAGCCAUAAUAUAACAUUUGAGAGCCCUCCCCCUCCAAUUGAGUGGCAUAUCAGCCGUCAGUUUGAGACAUUUGACCUCAUGACAUUGCAUCCUAUAGAGAUUGCUCGGCAGCUAACUCUCUUGGAAUCUGAUCUCUACAGGGCUGUCCAGCCUUCAGAACUUGUUGGGAGUGUGUGGACAAAAGAAGAUAAAGAAAUUAAUUCCCCAAACCUACUGAAAAUGAUACGGCAUACAACAAAUCUUACACUUUGGUUUGAAAAGUGUAUAGUAGAAAUGGAAAACUUUGAAGAGCGAGUGGCUGUGUUAAGCAGGAUUAUAGAAAUUUUGCAGGUUUUCCAGGACUUAAAUAAUUUCAAUGGAGUUCUUGAAAUAGUCAGUGCAAUGAAUUCUGUCUCCGUGUACAGACUAGACCACACCUUUGAAGCACUGCAAGAAAGAAAAAAGAAAAUUUUAGAUGAAGCAGUAGAAUUAAGUCAAGAUCACUUUAAAAAAUAUCUUGCUAAACUCAAAUCAAUUAAUCCACCAUGUGUGCCUUUCUUUGGGAUAUACUUAACAAAUAUUCUAAAGACAGAAGAAGGGAAUCCUGACUUCCUAAAAAGACAAGGGAAAGGACUGAUCAACUUUAGUAAAAGGAGGAAGGUGGCUGAAAUCACAGGAGAAAUCCAACAGUAUCAGAACCAACCUUACUGUUUACGCGUCGAACCAGACAUCCGGAGAUUUUUUGAAAAUUUGAACCCCAUGGGAAAUUACCCAGAAAAAGAAUUCACAGACUAUUUAUUCAACAAAUCUCAGGAGAUUGAGCCCCGAAAUUGCAAACAGCCCUCUAGAUAUCCUAGAAAAACCAGCUACUCUCUAAAAUCUCCUGGAAUAAGGCCAAAUGCUGGCAGGCAUAGCUCCACAUCUGGCACAUUGAGAGGCCAUCCAACUCCUCUUGAAAAGGAGCCGUAUAAGAUUAGUUUUAGCAGAAUCACUGAAACUGAACAGGAGUCCGCAGCAUCAGCACCAACCUCACCAAACAUACCAUCCACUCCUCCAGUGUCUGCAUCAUCAGAAGUCAGUGUAUUCAUAGACAUUGAUCUCAAUAGCUCCUAUGGUAGCAACAACAGCAUAUUUGCUCCUGUCCUUUUGCCACAGUCAAAAUCAUUCUUUAGUUCAUGUGGAAGUUUGCAUAAAUUAAGUGAAGAACCCCUGGUUCCUCCUCCUCUGCCUCCUCGUAAGAAAUUUGAUCAGGAGCUUUCCAACUCAAAGGGUGGUUCCAGGUCUGAUGAUGAUCCUCCUGCUGUCCCCCCAAGACAGCCACCUCCUCCAAAGAUACAGCCACGAGUCCCAGUUUACACUGGUUUGUUUGAUCAGCCGCUGCAAAGCCCUCCACCACCUCCACCAAGAGACCCUCUGCCUGACACUCCUCCUCCAGUGCCCCUUCGCCCUCCAGAGCACUUUGUAAACUGCUCAUUCAAUCUUCAGCCACCCCCUGUGGGACACUUUCACAGAGAGCCAGACUGGCUCCGGGAAGUUAGCACAUGCCCAAACUCCCCCAACACUCCUCCUGGCACCCCAUCACCUCGAAUAUUGCGUCGCUGGUGCAUGCUUAGCCCAAACCUUAAUAGCCUUGCAGCACCUCCAGUCCCACCUCGCCAGAAUUCCAGUCCUCAGCUACCAAAACUGCCACCAAAGACUUACAAGAGGGAACUUUCUCACCCUCCUUUGCACAGACACUCUUUGCUAGAAAAUGCAGAAGCUCCUCAAUGACCUUCAUUAUGGUAGUCAUUGACACUGGAAUAGCAGCUCCUAACUUUACGGUUUCUCCUUAAUUUAUUCCAAUGACACGGUGUAUUUGAGCCCUUUGUCAGGCAAACAUAUGCACCAGAGUGCUGCAGAGCAAGACUCAUCCUCAAGCAUUGGAACAACAGCCUUCAGACUCACGCUAGCCUGUUUAUUCACACCAUCAAUCUUCUCCUCAGGGGAUCAGUAACACUGCCUUCUCCUCUUCCUCUUCAGUGCUGUGACAAAGAAAACCAUAUUUUGCACUGUAAAUGACACACUACAUUAAUUUUAAACUGACAUCAGUUCAUUGCACUGAGCCAAAACAAAAGUGGUUGCUCAUGGAUUUUUAUUUCCAAACUGGAGCAUGAGCAGCCUUUUCUCUCCAUAAUAUGUGUGUGUGUGUGUGUGUGUGUGUGUGUUUAAAGGUGCAAUUAAUUGGAGAAUCUUCUCCAAACUGGUGUCUUUAAGCUGUAUCAGGACUGUAAUCCUAGCCAUUAUGGCCUUCUAGAAAGCACCAGGUAAGAUGCAUUGAGAAGUGCUCAUGAAACUUUCUCACCCAAGUCGAGUUGCAGUGAAUAGAUUCAUUUCAAUGUGAUUUACCUGGGAGAACUUUCAAGUGGAUGUGCCCAAUUGACGCCAUAAUGAAUGGACUUCCCACCAAACAUGAAGACCUAUGUCAUGUUUCUAAUUUUGUUUUUAUAAACCUAUUCGGAUACUUCCUUUUCAGGAAAAAAAUUAAAAUCAAGAGGUUUGUGCUAGACCAUUAUAUUACUGUUGUUUUCAAAUGUUAGGUGACAUCAUGUCUUAAUUUUUGUAGUUUUGCUGCUGAAAUUGGGAAAAGAGAAGUGACUAAACUAAGAGAGUGCACUACAAUUGGCCCAGUUAAGUGAGAAGCGGAAAAGGGUCUGCUUCACCCACCUGUUCAAGGAGAAUUUAGCACGUGUGUCCUAUUCAGUUGUGCCUUCAUUGUUUAAACAAGCGGAGGUGUCUUAAGCUAAAAAGUUGCCUGCUGUUUUGACGAACAGAGCUAUUGCGCCAUAUUAUGUACAGUUGUUUAUAAUGUAUAAUUUACAAAGUAAUAACCUGUAUACAUUUAUGUGACUUGAGGCUUCUUCUGCAAUCUGUUCUUUCUGUGCAUUAUACUAUUGUAAGCAUUUCUCUACAUAUUAGUGAUGAAAACCAUAUUAUAAUUACCCUUCUUUCUUCAAAUUAGACCUUUACUGUCAUUAUGGGGUCCCUUCUGAAAAUGUAGUGUUUAAACCAGCAGAUAUUGAAGAAUGCUAUUUUGGGCUCUUUGAAACUUAAAUGAGACCUUCCUCUGGCCAGUUGAACUCUUUUUUUCCAUUCAAGUUGGCAUAUUAAAUGAGUCUGGUUCACAUAUUAAAAAAGAUCUGAAGAGUCUGGUAGCACCUUUUUCAGUUAACUUUUUUUUAAAAAAACAUAAGCUUUCAUGAGCCACAGCUCACUUUAUCAGAUGUGCAAAGUGGCUAGACUUUGCCCACUUUAAGAUGGGUGGACUUCAACUUCCAGAAUCCUAGUCAGCAUGCUGGAUAAGCCAGUCCACACAACCAUGGCUAAGGUGGAUAAACAGAUUGAUAUAGGAUUUAAAUAGGAAUGAUAGGAAAGAAGGGGAUGAUAGGUUUUGUAGAUACAGGUCACCUGUGAGACAGAUUAACAGUAUCUUAUUGAUAAACAAUUGUUGUGUUAAAACCCCUUUGUAUUUGUUGAUAUCUUGAGCUUGCCUGAAAACUUUUGAUGUAUAGGUAAUAGAUAGACUAAUGACCACAAUUGUGACUGGAACCAGGGAUGAAAUGCUACUGGUUCACUACGGUUCGGGAGAACUGGUAGUUAAGAAAAGCUACUGGUUCAUCUGAACCGGUAUUUUUGAUGAUCAGCUGUGCCGCGUAGUUUAUAUUCGCUAGAAAGCAGGAAAUCCUGCUUCCUAGAGAAGCUAAAUUGUGCGACACAAUUGUUCUCCCCCCCUCGCUGUUCUACUUACCUAGUGGUCGUCUUUUUCUGUGCAAAGUGUGCGUUUGGUAUAUGGUGUGCAUGCGUGCGCAGCGUGCUUUUGGUGCAGGCGCACCACAGCGAACCAGUAGCAGUUCACAGAGGAUUUCACCACCAACUGGAACGUAUGUUAUAAGUCAUUGUGAGCAUAAGUCUAGUCAAACCUAAUUUUAUGACUAUUUUUACAACGGGCAUUAAAUAAAUCACACAAUUGUUAAGCAAAUCCAGUUUCCCCAAUGGGUGUUUUUUGCCAAAAAUUGGCAAAAAAGAACAUAAAGUACAAUCAUGUGACCACAGGAUGCUACAGCUAGUCAUAAAUGUGAAUCAAUUACCGACCACACAAUUGCAAUCACUUGGCUAUAGGGAUGUGGUAAGUGCAAGUGCAGGUCAUAAGUCGCUUUUUCCAAGGUCAUUAUAACUUUUGAACAAUUGUAAAAAAAACCUAUCAUAAACCAAGAACUACCUGCAUGCACAUUCAGCAAUCUGUUACUCAGUGGUGACUUUAAAAUGGGUUGGUUGAAAUAGGUGCUACCAGGAUUCCUUUGGAUUUUUUUGUGACUGGGCUCUUUCACAAUGUUCAAGUACUGUAGAAUCCAAAAGCCUUCUCUGGACUGCUCUGUGGCUUUUUACUGUUCUUUGUAUCAGAGUUCUUAACCAGACUAAUAAAUCACCUGGUCUUAAUUUUUAAGAAAGCCUGUUCCAGUUAUAUUAUUCUUGCAAGGUUAUCGUUAAGAAAAACAGAUUAAAUUCCUUAGAAAUGGCUUUAGGCAAGUUGGUGCCGAAGGCAGAAAAUCCAGAAUGGUGCACUCCUCCUUUCCACUAUUACAGAAAUUAAAAAAGUUGAUUAUUUGCCCAAUAAUUUCCAAUAAUUUUCAUGUCACCUGCUUGUAAUAAACCAGGGGUGCUUAAAUCCGGCUGCGGGGCCAACCUAGAAAUAUCAAAGAACCAGCCCACAGUACCUCUGCCAGCCAAAACGGGCCACGUGUGACUCCUCCACGGCCCAUUUUUGGCCUCUCCGGCCUUCAGCAGACCUCUGCAGACUAAAAAUGGCCCACGUGGAGGCCUCUGCGCAGCUCGUUUUUGGCCGGCAGAGUGCUGCUGGAGGCCGAAAAUGGGCCUCACGGGGCUUCCAUGUGACCCAUUUUUUGUUGACAGUGCUGCAGGAGACCAUUCAGGCCCAAAAAGGGACAGAGGGGGCUGCACGCAGGCCCCUGCACCCUGUUUUGGCCAUCAGGGGGCUGCAGGAGGAAUCUAUCCCAUCUCCCCCCACCAGUCCCCGUAGAACUAUAGUGCUGAUCUGGCCCUCGAAGAAAUACAGUUUGAUACCCCUGUGGUAAACUGUUUCACCCUAUGUGAUAUUUAAGCCAAAAAUUCCAAGAGGUAGUGAUGGCUCAUAAAACAGUUAAAACAUUUAUAAAAAUGCAAGGGAAGGGAAUUACAAGAAACUCUUACAUUACUUUUUUGGAAAAAAAUAUUCUUAAAAGAGCUGUGUAAAAUAGAAUGUGCUCACAAGUAAACCAGGACUUUUCAAAUUAGAAAUAAGGCCACUUGGAACAUUUCCAGAGCAUUCUGGAAAAUUGGAGUAUCUACUUCUAUUUCAAAAUGGGAAGUUUCAAGCUCAUAUGUGGUGUCAGUUCAAAACAGUCUGCACGUGAUUGGUUAUAAAUUUGUAUAAAUACAAAAACUAAUGCUAGAGAAAACCCAAGGAAACUAAGUUUUGAAAUCAAAAGAUUUCACUAAAAAUGUAUCUGUACUCUGGCUAUGGAUGCCUAUGGAGAUUUUCAAUCGUCUAAGACGUCAUGGUGGACACAAAGGUGCUUUUCAAAAGGCAACUGGACUUUUUUUUGUUCUUGGAUGAGAAGUGAAACAUUUUCAAGGAAAAAAACACGGAAGUCCAGUUGUCUUUUGAAAAGUACCUUUGGGACAUGUCUAUGGAGAUUCUUGGUCAUCUAGGUCAGGGGUGUCAAACUCGUCAUGUGAUCUCACAACCUUUCCCCCCUUUGCUAAACUGGGCAUGGGUGUGGUUAGUGCGUGACGCAUGCAGCCUGUGGGCUGUGAGUUUGACAGCCCUGAUCUAAGUCAUGGUUGUCCCAAAGGUGCUUUUUCAGGAAAGGAUCUUUGGGACAUCUUACUAUGGAUACUUUUUACUAGGUAUUGCAUAAGAUACACACUGGUUUCCCUAACAACAAAGAAAACUAAAAGUGUACUACUACGUACCAGUUGUUAUGUAUGCUCUAUUACUGGUGCAUGUAGCCAUUAGUAGUUUGCAAGUCUUAUUUUAAUCUUUAUUAUGCCCUUAGAGCCAGAAAACAUCAAAUAUGCAUAGCUUGCAAGUUAAAACUAAUAUUAUGGCAACAGAUAAGAGGGGGAAGAAUGUACUUGGUAGUAAAGAAAAUUACACCAUAUUAUGGCAUGGUUUGUUCUGAGUUAAGAUGUCAUGUGCAUCUAACCAUUUUGUUAUACAAUUAACAAUUCUUAACUCAUAUUACAAGGGAAUCCAUUCAACAGUGGCUUAUUCAAGAAACUGUUGUUAAACAAUACAUGGUUUGUUGUAACACCCAACAUAUUUGAAGACAGGUCAUGUGAAAUGAGUCCCAUGUGCACAUAAGAGGUUGAUGCUCUAUUCAUAUGAAUUAAUUAAUAAAAGGUUUUUGUAUGUUCACAGUUUCAAAUAUUAAAACCAAGUCUUGAUAA
This is a messenger RNA of Ahaetulla prasina, 9039 nucleotides long. It is a transcript of the gene SOS2, whose product is annotated as SOS Ras/Rho guanine nucleotide exchange factor 2. Gene Ontology annotation, molecular function: guanyl-nucleotide exchange factor activity; protein heterodimerization activity. The record is from RefSeq and is a predicted model, not a curated record. The transcript is spliced from 23 exons. NCBI's taxonomy places the organism in Eukaryota, Metazoa, Chordata, Lepidosauria, Squamata, Colubridae. Gene Ontology annotation, cellular component: plasma membrane. Gene Ontology annotation, biological process: positive regulation of GTPase activity; Ras protein signal transduction. Bases 334 to 4323 code for a protein of 1329 amino acids.